Messenger RNA from Propithecus coquereli (Coquerel's sifaka), 1284 nucleotides. It is a transcript of the gene TCEAL1, whose product is annotated as transcription elongation factor A (SII)-like 1. The transcript has 3 exons. The record is from RefSeq and is a predicted model, not a curated record. Bases 238 to 717 code for a protein of 159 amino acids. Lineage: Eukaryota; Metazoa; Chordata; Mammalia; Primates; Indriidae.
CUGAGCUCGGCAGUGACGCGCGGCCCUCACGUGAUCAGGAGCCUAUGUCUGCCCAAGUCCCUCUCGUCCUGGUCCUUUCUGCCUGCCUAGACACCGUCUCCCUGUUCCCCUUUGGUCGAGAGGGAAAGCAGAAGGAAGUCUGCAGGUCACAGCGGGCGACCUCGAGGAGAGGACGACUAGGAGCACACAGCCCGGAGAGGUCCAGAAUAACUGUGCUUGAAGAGGAAAAUUCCCAACAUGGAAAAAUCAUGCAAAGAAAAUGAAGAACAGCCACAGAGCGCGCCAAAGACCGACGAGGAGCGGCCUCCGGAGGAGCACUCGCCCGGAAAGCAGUCUCUCGAGGAGCAGUCUUCGGAAGAGCAGUCCUCGGAGGAGGAGUUCUUUCCAGAAGAGCUCCUGCCUGAGCUGCUGCCGGAGAUGCUCCUUUCAGAGGAGCGCCCUCCGCAGGAGCGCCUUUCCAGGAAGGACCUGUUUGAGCAGCGCCCUCCCAUGGAGCAGCCUCCCUGUGGGGUCGGAAAACAUAAGCUAGAAGAAGGAAGCUUUAAGGAGAGGCUGGCUCGUUCUCGCCCGCAAUUUAGAGGGGACAUACAUGGCAGAAAUUUAAGCAAUGAGGAGAUGAUACAGGCAGCAGAUGAGCUGGAGGAGAUGAAAAGAGUAAGAAACAAAUUGAUGAUAAUGCAUUGGAAGGCAAAACGGAGCCGUCCUUACCCGAUUUAAUUUGUUCGGCCUUUAAUUCUGUUUUGCCUGCUAAUAUUAUAGUAUUGCCACCUGAACUUUCUGUUUACGUUUUCGUUUAUGCGUUUUCCCAUCUUCUUAAUUUUAACUUUUUAUAUGGCUUUAUUUUAGGUGUUUGGCUCGUAACUGGCAUAAAAUUGGGGUUUUUUCCCCCUAAAGUCUGCAAGUCUCCCUCUUUCAAUCACAAGUCCCACCCAUUUGCAUGGAAAGAUGUACAUUAUAUGAUGUGAAGUGAAAAAAAGCAAUUUUCAAAGGGUAUAUAUAGUAUCCCGUUUUGUAAAACAAAUACACAUAUAUUUAUAUAUUAAUAUGCAAAGAAAAAACAAAGUAUAUACUUAAAAGGCUUAACAGUGGCUAUCUGUGUAAUAGGGGAUUUUAAAAAAUUGUUGUUUUAUCUGAGUUUCUCGUUUUUUCAAGACGAACACACUUGUGUUGUAAAAAAAACAAUAUAAUGAAAAGAUGUGAAGCAAUUUUGAAAAAAACUGUCAAUCAUCUUAUUAUAAAGACAAUGUGGCACUUAAUAAAUACUCAUCAGAACUUUAAAAAAAA